Molecule: messenger RNA, 1726 nt
Organism: Penaeus monodon (black tiger shrimp)
Lineage: Eukaryota; Metazoa; Arthropoda; Malacostraca; Decapoda; Penaeidae
Exons: 2
Coding region: 610-1041 (143 amino acids)
Source: RefSeq, a predicted model, not a curated record
UGCUUUAACCACUGGAUCAUCGCGGCAGUGUGUAUAUAUAUAUAUAGGUAUAUACACACAUAUAUAUAAGUAUGUAUACAUACUGCAUUCUAAAAUUCACCAGGCAAGUACUCUCGCAUCCUCCGUCCUUAACAUACAACAUUUUAAACAAAUAAAGGGAGUUCAGUCUCACAAACUUCUCGACCUCACACUUAGAAUUCGGGUCCUCUGCGGUGGGUCAUGUAAUUAAUUCUUGCCUGGUCACGUGUCCUAAGUUGGACAUGUGGCGGAAUAAUAAGGGCACUUUACACGGUCUGCGGUCUGAACUCUACUUGCCCGUAACGACAACAACACGGGGAAGAAAAUGUCCAAGAGUGUAAAUAAGAUACAUAUGAUGCCAUUAAUGUAAUUUAAGGACUGGUUUCUUUCGUUUAAAUGCGUGUAGGUAGGAGGUAAUCCUCCCUUCACCCCGCCCAGUUCUCUAUCUAUCUGUAUCUGGUUCUGUCUGAACUUAUCAAAGAAUAAGAGAGAGAGAGAGAAAUUAAUCACUCAUAUUUAUACCCACAGAACGAUUACGGAGAAAGCAAAUGGUUGGUCAAUAUAAGUGAAGGGUCAAAUAAAGUCAGUCACAUGCUGACCUUGCCUCCUCACAUUACCUGUGCGGCCUGCGUACUUCAAUGGCGCUUUGUGACCCAGGGCGCAAGGAGCCGCGAGGAAUACCGCGCAUGCGCAGAUGUGGCGAUCAUGCCCGACCUCAACAAUGCCACAUCUUCAACUCAGAAACCCGAAGUCUCUAUAACAUCUUCUGAACCGAGCGGCGAUGCCUUCACCACAGAAUGUGCUAAAAUAUCUUCUCCUUCUCCGUCUCCUUAUUCCAUCUUUAUUUCCCUUGUUUCUUCUUCCCCGCCUACCGCCAUUAGCAGCAGUAUAUCUACAACAUCGAGGCGCGGGAAUUCUUCCGGAGAAAAUAUGGAUGGUAACAGCCCAAUAUCUGUAGCUGGCAACAUUGUUUUCACCCUGAUGAGUGUGGGAAUUGCAGUUUUGUGGGCUGCUAUUACGUAAGGUGAUUACCCUUUCUUCGCUCGGUUAUUUCGGGAAAGAUCGAUCGGCUCAGAGGGAAGAGAAUGGAGGUUCAGAGAAAAUUCUUUUGGGCAACUUCCAAACGGAUUUUAAAGAUUGCAUUUUGUACGGACCAGAUUACAGUGGUGCCGAUUUUCCAGUUCAGGCUGCAGCUGGUAUAUCACACUAAAUUAUCACAUUAUUUCCAAUUACUUAUGCAUCUCCACGCUUGUCCAUUCACGACUGCAAUCCUUUUCUUGCGACCAAAGCCAUGUAUUACAACAAAGCUUCAUUUCAUUCAAGGAUUGUUUUGAUAGAACUCUUGGCCGUAAAGUUUAAAUACAAUUAAUUUCCUAAACCAUUCAGUUGUACACGGAUCUGAGUACACAUAUGCUUUUCAGACUUAAACAUGCAUAUUAGUUGAAAAAAUUUUUUUUAAUACAUGAUGUAAGGAAAUAAAUAGUUGUUUGCUUUGUUGCAAAAGAAUCCUUGAGAGUUUCAGUGAGGAGUUAAAAUGGAAAUAAUUCCUGUUGAAUUUUUACCCAGGACAUUGGAAGGGAAGUUACCCUUCUAAAUUAAAUGUUUGUAAAUAAAUUAUGUCUGGAAAUGUUCACUAGAUGUAUGUUGUCAAAAGAUCGUCACGUAUAUAAAACUGUCUCCAAAUAAUUAGGUACAAAUAAAAUCAACG